This is a messenger RNA of Arabidopsis thaliana (thale cress), 1390 nucleotides long. RefSeq lists its product as uncharacterized. Lineage: Eukaryota; Viridiplantae; Streptophyta; Magnoliopsida; Brassicales; Brassicaceae. The transcript has a single exon. The record is from RefSeq and is marked reviewed. Bases 297 to 854 code for a protein of 185 amino acids.
CAUAAGAAUUAUUCUUUCUUUUUUUUAUGUCUUAUGCAUAUUUGUUAAUGUUAGUGAGUCACAAAAUUUAGAUAUUUGAAUUCACUAACCAUUUUACCAAAAAUAAAAAUUUACUCCACUAUAGAUUGUUGUCCGUCUAAUAAGAAAAGCGGUGUUGAAAACUUAUAAAUUCAUCCUCUCUGUUGCAACCAUUUUGUUUCUUAUGUUGACAAGUUUGUCCUACACGUCCAAAGUUUUAUAUAAAAGAGAUCAAAGAGACAACAAGUUCUCAAGUCCAAAACUAAACACUAUUUUGAAUGGAUACUUCGCCAAGGACCCGAAUUGUACCUACUAGACGAUCCAACUCGGUCAAAUUCUCCUCGACGGUUAACAUUUCAACCCGGCGAUCACUCUCUUCCUCCUCCUCCAAUUCCCUCCUAUUCUCCGGCAACUCUCCGGCAACUCCUCUCCAUCCACUUGGCAUCCCAUUUUCAUGGGAAAAGCUUCCCGGUAAACCUAAAGAGUUCUCGUAUCACCGGAAAAACGAAUCAUUAAGCAACCUCUUGCCUCUCCCUCCUCACUGGAGUAACCAUAGCCCUAACACCAGAUGUAAGAAGAACACGUCCCCUGCGGCCAUGAGAGAUCCUUUCAUGGCGGCGUUGGUAGAGUGUUCCAAAGGCGCUACCACAGACGGAGAACAUACCGGCGGCGAAUCAAGGAAGGUCUUGAGGAAGAGCAGGAGCAUCGGGUUACUGAAUCUUUACUCUUCUUGUAGAAGAGCUUGUGAAGUUUCUGAAUCCAUUGUUUAUCUCCCGAAGUCCAUUGCUUCCUACGAUCAUCUUCAUCUCAGCACUCGUGGUCGUCGUCGCCGAUGAUUGAUCACAUUCGUCAUCCUUAUUAAAUAUAAUAAGAUUUGAAUAAAAGAUAAUUAAUUAUACAAUACGUAAAUAAAUAUGUUUUUUCUAUUAUUAAUGCAUAUAAAAAGGAGCAUUAUUGCGUUAGAUUCUCUAGAAUCUGUGUGUGUGAGAAAAAAAAUCGAGAGAUGAUGUGAAAAACAGCAAAUGCAUGGUUAGAUCCAAUUCCAAUGGAUAAGUUGGUUAAUACUCAUACGUUUUUUGUGAGAGUGUCAAUGCACUUUUAUAUGUGACCAUUAAGGAAGAAAUAUGAUCAUCUACACAGACAGUUCAGUUAAAAUCAUAAUCAAUUUAAUUUUGUAUAGACUAUAGAGCACUUGGAUGUUUUCAUCAAAACAAUAUGUAUCAUGUAUAGUAUUUAGGAGCAAUCGACUUUUCGUCGAUCAUGCCAGUCAAUUAUUCAAUUUUACUCUUUUAAUUAGGAAAAGCGAAUUUUAUCAUUUUUUUCUUGAAUAGUAGGGGUUUUAAUCUCUAAAAGACAAUGUAAAUGUAUAUUU